AGUCAACAAAGGAAGAGGGAGAGAAACGAACUGUAGCCAAAGUGGCUAGCUAGCACAAAAAAGGGGAAGAGAGAAAUGGGGCUGUCAUGAAACUUUAAGGAAUGUUUCUCUCAUCAAACUGGCAAAUACAGCUGAGGAAAACCAGCCUCGGCAUUUCGCGUGCAUGAGAUGAUGACAGACCACGAGCAGUGGGUGUUUAUGUAGUUAAGCAGCUCUUGUUCGUGCGAGGGAGCUGAUACUGGAUUAGCUUAGCAGCUAGCAGUCUAUUAUUAGCACGCUAAUGCUAAAUGCAACCCUCUUCGUCAGAUUUACAGACACGUUCAACCCAGAUCUUUCUGAAGCAGGAAAUGGGGAUUAAACCCUUUUUAAAGUGAUGAUGAAGGCUUUGGCGUUCACAUGAUUGACAUUUCCCAGUCACAUGACCAGACUCUUUGGUUAGCAUCCUUUGGUCAGCAGAUAGGAAUGUCCCAUGCUGACUGACUGUACCUGAUUGGGUGUACAAGGAUGAAGAAGAUCAGUCUGAAGACGAUCAGAAAGUCACUUAGCAUAAAGGGCAAAGAAGAUGGGGAUUUCGUCAUGCUCCAGCAGCCAUCAUUAACGGCCGAGUUCACCAAGGAUGACUCUCUCUUUGGAGGCUGUUACACCAAAGGGCUGGUAGGUUGCGAUCUUAAUGGAGAGGAAGAGAAGGGUCAUAAGAACCGAUCGAAGAGCGAAAGUCUUAUGGGCACUCUAAAGAGGAGACUAUCUACCAAACAGAAAGCGAAAGUCAAAGGGGGCUCCACCUCGGUGGGCUCUGGAGAUGAUGAUGACACGUUCUCUUCCUCGUCAGUCCCGAUAAGCUUUAAUGAAGUCAAAGCCCAGCGGCCCUUAAGAUCCUCGUCCCUCCGAAGCCAUCAUUACAGCCCUUCUCCAUGGCCUUUCCGCCCAGUUGUCUCUGAAGAGGCUUGCAUCAAGAUGGAGGUGAAAGUCAAAGCUAUGGUCCACUCCCCAAAUCCCAGUCCCUCCCUUAAUGGCAUCAGAAAGGAGUUCCAUGAUGUCCAGUUAGAAGGUUUGUUCCAGGAUCAGAGCGAGUCUCUGAAGGACAUGGAUGCUCAGAGUGGCAACUUGCGUUUGAACAUUGAGGAUCACGUGCCUAUUGGACUCACACCUCAGGACUACAUCCAGUACACAAUGCCUUUAGAUGAGGGAAUGUACCCAAAUUCAUCCCAGUCCUUCUGCUUGGAUGGUCCCUCGCCAAUGGAAGUGGUCGAUCAGGGCCCGGAUGACCAUGAUCUCAUGCCAUCGGACAUUCUCAUGGAGCAGGCGGUGAGCGGACACCUUCCUGGUACUCCAGCGAUGGUCCUUUCCAACUCCAGAGCUGACACACCUUUAUUUUCUCCCUCCCUGUCACCUCUUUCCAACAACGAUAUUCCAAGGACCCUCUCGGGGUUCAGUGGUGCAGAUUCUCAUGUUGUCGAGAGAGUGAGGCACCACCUGAACUUUGACCCCAAUUCCGCUCCUGGUGUUAGCAGGGUGUACGAUUCUUUCCAAAGCAGUGGACCCAUGGUUGUAACGAGCCUUACGGAGGAACUUAAAAAACUGGCCAAGCAGGGUUGGUACUGGGGACCUAUAACUCGAUGGGAGGCUGAGGAGAAGCUCAUCAACCUUCCAGACGGCUCGUUUUUAGUGAGGGACAGUUCAGACGAUCGUUAUCUCCUGAGCCUGAGCUUUCGGUCACAGGGAAAGACGCUUCACACCAGGAUCGAACAUUCGAAUGGCAGAUUCAGCUUUUACGAGCAGCCUGACGUAGAAGGUCACACUUCCAUCGUAGAUCUCAUCGAGCACUCUAUAAAAGACUCUGAAAACGGCGCGUUCUGUUACUCCAGAUCCCGUCUGCCGGGGUCCGCCACGUACCCCGUUCGCUUGACCAAUCCUGUCUCGCGGUUCAUGCAAGUCCGUUCCCUGCAGUAUCUUUGCCGCUUUGUCAUCCGACAGUACACGCGGAUAGAUUUGAUCCAGAAACUGCCUUUACCAAACAAAAUGAAAGAUUAUUUGCAGGAGAAGCACUACUGAAUGGACUAUAGUGGGAUAUGGUAGUAAAUUGCACUUUUUGUUGAAUGGCGCAUUCUUAAAACAGUUUACAUGGAGGUCAGGUGAUCAGUUGCGUAGGUUGACUAUCCGAUCUUCCCACAUAUAUAUGUGGUUAAUUUGUUGUUGCUUAGAUUCAGUGUUUUACAUUUUGCAGGUCUUUUCGGAGCAACGUGGUAAGUCUAGAAACCAUUUAGGAUUGGAAUGCCAUGCCUAAUACACAUAUAUUGAUUAUAUGAAUAUUUUUUACAGUAAUACUAAUACUCUUAUCAUAGCUUGGAUUUGAGGAUUGGAUGUUGCGUUAAUGUGGUUCAUUCAUCAAUAGUUUUGCUGUAGCGAAAAGGUGGGGUCACAUUAGCGAAAUUUCAGCAAAUUUUUUUUUUUUCGCAAAAGAGGUCUGUUUUCAGUGGUGAAGCACAGCUAACAUAGAAAUCACUUUCAAACAAGCAUCUUUCUGCUGGACAGUGUGGCGAAUCUGUGAAAAUUGUGUGAGGAAAUCUUUCGCAAUUCCCAGUCAUGUCAAUUCCUAUUGAAAUGACUGGGUUUUCUGUCAUGAAAAAAAUUAACGAAACAAUGAUGAAUGUGAUCGCACCUUUACAGCAAAUUUGCUUUUCUCUGGAAAUAUGAUGUCAGCCAUGUUUUUGGCAUGUUUUGAUAGUUUUCCUUCUACAAAUCGGUACUUUUAAUGAAACUUGCCAAUAUGCUGGAUGACUGAAUUUUGGUGGAAUACAGUUAUCAUGUCAAAUAACAAAUGAUUAAAUGUAAAUGUAAACGAAUGCGUCAGUUCGAUAUACAACUUUUGUAAGAGAUGAAGUAUUUAUUUGGGAUUAAUGUUCUACAUUUAUUAGAGGUUAACAUUAGGGCCUUUCUCACCGAUUUAGUUCCAGAACUAAAUGUACAGUACUAAAGUACUGGGAAGAUUUUGCGUGAACUAUUUCCCAGUACCAUAUAAAGAGUUGCAUUCGCACCGACAGUGUGUACUAGGACGUGACGUAAGCCGGUCGACAAUGAUGUCAUUUUUGCGUGUGUUCAACAAUGUUAACAUAGAAGAACAACUUUAACAUAGAAGAACAACGUUAACAACAGGUGGAUGGAGGACGCUGUGAUCGGAGCUGUGUUUUUGUUGUUUCUCGUGGGUUUUCACAAUAAUGGACAUGGAAUGUUGACAUAUACGUAAAGCGAUUGAAAGAAGGGAAAGGAAGACUAAAAAUCUCCAACGACAACUGGCUGUGCUACAUUUGCUACAAGUGCCUCCACUUCAGCAUCCAUACAUUUAUCACUGUCCACCAUACUUUUGAAUUAAGUUGACACAGUGUUUACAGUAUGUUACACAGCGUUUUAAAUCAUGGCGGCUGAGGGCGUUUUCGAACACUUUUUGCCAAUCAAUGUCUUCUUACGUAAUGGAUAGUAACAGUUGUGCUGGUUAGAUUCUGUCCGGAGUAGGAGCUACCAUAUUUUCCAGACUAUAAGUCGCCCUUUUUUCAUAGUUUAGCUGGUCCUGCAGCUUAUAGUCAGGUGCGACUUGUUUAUCAAAAUUAAUUUGACAUGAACCAAGAGAAAACAUUACCUUCUCCAGCCACAAGAGGGCGCUCUAUGCUGCUCAGUGCUCCUGUAGCCUACCACUGAGCAGCGUAGAGCACCCAAUUGCAGCUGUAGAUGGUAAUGUUUCCUCUUGGUUCUAAAUAAAUGUGACUUAAUUAUUUUUUCCCUCAUCAUGACGUAUUUUUGAAAAAUACGGUAAUUUGGUUCUCGAAAAAGGCAGUCUGGUACUAAAAUCGCACCUAGUUCCGGUGGUGCGAAAACAGCCAAAAGUGGGUGGUUCCACGAUUAGUUCUGGUACUAUGAAAAGGUUCCUGCAGACGAAAGGCCCUAGUAAAACAUUUAUUUGUCAUUUAGACUUUUGUAGAUCUGUGCAACAGCAAAUUUGGUUCAGUCAGGUAUGAGAAGACCACAUAAGAAAAGACUGUGAAACACAGAAGAAUGCUUAUAGAAGAAUACAUGCAGAAUGCCAUGAAUCUGUGAUGUUAUACAAUAAGGGAGCAGGUAGAGAACAAAAUAGGUUUUGUGUUUUAUUUCUGUUGCAUAGCGUGGUUCAUGCAGUAUUCCUUUGCCUAAAUCAUUAAGCAAAGGUUUAUUAUGGUUCAUAAACGUCUUAUUUGUCUUGUACAAACACCAUUUUAAGUAUUUCAUAUUUAAGCGCUGGAAUGAUUGCAGUCACUCGUUGUUGUUGCUCUGGUUGAGAGAAGAAAAUUAAAUUGGUGACAACCUACCCAAAACCUAAAAGCACAGUUUUAUAUUUACUUGUUUAUACUUGAACAGGAGUAAACUUUCAAUUAAUCUGCAAGUAUCCCAAAGGAAUUAUGCAUUCAUAAAUUCUAUGUCAGCCUGUCAAUAUUUCAUAAACUCUGCUUCAAGCCAAAAAUGUUGCAUUCAGACAUUUGAGAAUUUAUUCCCUGUUGUCUGUUUAGUUUUUCCCACACCACGGAAGUUGACUCUUUCCUGUCACCUGAAAGGGAAUUAUCAGUUGCUUUUCUUUGGUUUAAGGGCUUCAGAUAGGAAAAAUUGGAUGCUUUUGUGUAAGUUGGUGGUUUUUGCACAUUUCUUAAAUGAUGCUGGGAUAAAUAUGUCAUGAAAUGGUUCAGUCGGCGCUGCUUGGUUUUGGAUUACAUUAGGAUAAUCAGCAAACAGGGGAGCUUAUAAAUGUCUCUUUAGCUGGCAUAUUGAAUGUGUGUGAAUCAGUGCCAGGACUUUCUAUUUGUGGUUUCGCACCACACAUGGUCUAAGGCUUUUAAGGGCCAUUUUAAAAAAGUGCCAACUGGCAUUCACAGAAACCGGUGAACAAUGCCACGGAAAGUAUUCGUGAGACACAUUGGAGAGACUUUGAAGGUUAGCUGUCAAAUAAACACAGUUUGCCAUCUUUAAUAUCCAUCAUUGAAAACAUAACCCAUGGAGUUAAUUCCUUCAGUGAAAAAUGUUUGUUUUACGUAAUGCAUAUGAGGGAACAGUUUGAAAUUGUUCCUUAACACACCCGGAAACUUAUGUGAAAUGCUGUAUCUGUGUGUGUUUAGGUAAAGAAUACGAUGUUUAUUCGCUGUAUUUGAAUGUGCAAAGCUGCCAUUUUCCAAUUAAAUGAAGGGAUGUUGGAUGUCAGAAUCACCUAAAUUGUGUGUUUGAGAGUGUGGUUGAGUAAGCAACAAAAAGAAUGUUUUAGGCAAGGCACAACAUUUUCAAUUAAUUGAGAACGAGUUUACCAGAAUGUGGAAGUUGACUAAUGCAAAAAAUAAAUGUGAACUGAAAUGACCGCAAUGUACAUUAAAUAUCCUUUUGUUCAUUUCUUUUUAUUCCCAGAUGUGUGGCAUAAUUAGAUAAACACUGAAAAUGUUCAGUGUGUGUGUGUUUUUAAAAUGAAGCAAAGUUGCCGGGGCUCCUUUAUGUUCAAUAUCAUUUUCAUGACCUUGUAUGUAUGCCGUUAGAUGUCGCUUGUUCAGAUUGCUGAAGUAUUUUGAACCGAUGACAGCUGAGCACUUAACAAGCUUCACUGAAAUAUCUAUUUUUCUGAUCCAUGUCUGUUGUCCUUGUGCUGCGAAUGAAGGUGAAUGUUUACAUGAUGUAUUUAGUGCAGAUUAGUUUCUUUGUUUAUAUCUCUUGGUACAAUUUUACAAACAUUUCUUUAAUGUGUCAUACACAUUUGUGCUGCUUUACCAUUAUGAUUGCCUUUUUAAUUUCAAAAUGGGGGAGAUAGAAUGUCACCUAGAUAUAGGCCUAUCUAUUCACAAUGAGUUUGCUAUAAUCUUGAGAAAGUCAGAUGCAAAAAUGCAAGUCAACGUUUUUAGUUAAUGAUGAGGAUGCUCUGAAUUCAGUCCUUUUUGUCCAAAAGGGAUCUGUUCACUCCAGUUUACAAGGUCAGUUUUCCAAAGUCACUUCUUGUUUGUUGUCAAUUUGAAGUAAUGAAAGUACCAAUAGUGUUUUCUUGCACAUUUGGAUACAGUUAAAACAUUUUUGUAUCUGCUGGUAUAAAUUAUGAAUAAAAUGUUAUUCAAAGCUU
This is a messenger RNA of Carassius gibelio (silver crucian carp), 6112 nucleotides long. RefSeq names its product suppressor of cytokine signaling 6. NCBI's taxonomy places the organism in Eukaryota, Metazoa, Chordata, Actinopteri, Cypriniformes, Cyprinidae. Gene Ontology annotation, molecular function: 1-phosphatidylinositol-3-kinase regulator activity. The transcript has 2 exons. Gene Ontology annotation, biological process: regulation of growth; protein ubiquitination; phosphatidylinositol phosphate biosynthetic process. Gene Ontology annotation, cellular component: phosphatidylinositol 3-kinase complex. Bases 505 to 2052 code for a protein of 515 amino acids. The record is from RefSeq and is a predicted model, not a curated record.